GCGCCACCGGAAGUACACGUGAAGCCGUAAAGAAUCAACAGUAAGGCGCGUGUUCCGCUGGAGUUCAGUAAUAAAUGAAUGAAACCUGUUAUCAGAGGUUUAAUUUAGUAGAAAUUCACGCGGAUUAUCGCCGUGUCUGAACGCGUUUCAACAUAUUUGGUGACUAAAGCGCAUCAGCUUAAAAAGUGAGCUUCCUGGGCAGAUCAGCAGUGGUCUGUAGAGAUGGCUGGAAUUCUGUUUGAAGAUAUUUUUGAUGUGAAAGAUAUCGACCCAGAUGGGAAGAAGUUUGACAGAGUGUCUCGGCUUCACUGUGAGAGUGAGUCUUUUAAAAUGGACCUCAUCCUGGAUGUGAAUACUCAGAUCUAUCCUGUUGAUCUUGGGGACAAAUUCAGAUUGGUAAUAGCUAGCACACUGUACGAAGAUGGCACUCCAGAUGAUGGAGAAUACAACCCUCAAGACGACAGACCAUCCAGGGCGGAUCAGUUUGAUUAUGUGAUGUAUGGCAAAGUAUAUAAAAUUGAAGGUGAUGAGACUUCAACAGAAGCAGCUACACGACUCUCAGCUUAUGUAUCAUAUGGUGGUCUACUCAUGCGACUACAGGGGGAUGCCAACAAUCUGCAUGGAUUCGAGGUGGACUCAAGGGUCUAUUUACUCAUGAAAAAGCUUGCAUUCUAACAAAAUUUGCCUUAUGCUGCCCUGAGGAACGAUAUUGCUCUCUAGUGGAAGAACGAUGGACACUCAACACUUAGGAUUUUUUUUAAGCUGGUGAAAAAUAACAUCAAAAUUAUGUAAAUAAAACGUUUUAUAUGUA
Molecule: messenger RNA, 811 nt
Organism: Astyanax mexicanus (Mexican tetra)
Lineage: Eukaryota; Metazoa; Chordata; Actinopteri; Characiformes; Acestrorhamphidae
Gene: polr2h
Product: RNA polymerase II, I and III subunit H
Exons: 6
Coding region: 223-675 (150 amino acids)
Biological process (GO): DNA-templated transcription
Cellular component (GO): RNA polymerase II, core complex; RNA polymerase I complex; RNA polymerase III complex
Molecular function (GO): DNA-directed RNA polymerase activity
Source: RefSeq, a predicted model, not a curated record